AUCACGCAGGCUCACCCUUGAUCCUCCUCCUCCCCGGCCAACCAACAAAAAAAUGGCGCCACCGCGGAACCAUCCCGGCCUGUUCCUCUGCCUCCUUUUGCUCGUGUCCACCGCCACGCUCUCCGCCGCGUCCUACUCCUCCGUCUGCCCCAAGCCCGGACACGCUGACGACCGCUACACCGACGGCAACGAAAUCCUCUUACUCACCAGCUUCUUCCAGAUCUCCACCGGUUACUUCUCCGAGGGCGCGGACAGCUUGUUCUCCGCCACCGACGAUGAUGACCUCUACGGCAGCUAUCGCUCGUUUUCCCUUUUCCCCCACGGCGCCUCCCACACCAGCGACCAGGCUCUCGUGCACCUCACAGCUGCCACCCUCACCCUCACCGGCCCCCGCAUCCGCACCUACGGCAGGCCUGGACGCCGCCGCAAUUACACCGACACCGGGUCCAUCUCCUUCGUCCUCGACGGCUUCUACUCCUCCGCCUCACUCGAACUCUGCAUGGCCGGGAAGGGCACCGAGCUCGCCGCCGACGGCUCUCCCAAGCACUACCCCGACGUCGUCCUCCGCCUCCGCGUCCCCGACCGUCCCUCCCUCACCGAUCCCUUCGUGACCGGCAGUCUAGAGGUCUCCGGCUUCGGGGCCAUCCAGCUCCUCUCGUACGCCGAGGGCGACAACUACAAGUACGCCUCCGAGGGCGCGGCCUGCAGCGCACCGACGCCGACGCAGCCCGCCAGGGGCUCGCUCCAGGUGCUCGGCAGCGGCUUCGCCUGGUGCGCCCAUCUGAAACAACAGCUCGUGACCUCGUACAGGCUGGAGCAUGGCGGCGAACCGCUUCCGCGGCGGAUGCACGUCAACCAGAUGCAGUGCACCGCGGACGGCGCCGUGCGCGCGUACGUGGUGUUCUCCAACGACACUGGGUCGACCGAGAGGCGCCGAUUCUUCAACUACCAGCAACACCGCUUCUUGGUGGACGAGGAGGCUGUCGUGGCCGACGGGCACUGGGACCAGGAUCGGGGCCUGCUCUGCCUCAGGGCGUGCCGGGUGCGGCGCUCGGCCUCGCCGCCGUCUGCUCUGGCGGUGCCAAAGGACGAGUGCGGGAUCAGGAUGAGCUUCUGGUUCCCGGCCGUGUGGACGGUGCGGGACCGGAGCGUCGUGGCCGGGAUGCUUUGGAACUGGAGCCAGACGGGUACUGGCAGCCACGACGGUGUGACAACAGCGUCGAGCAUGGACGCCGCCGACAACGGAUUCAUCGACGUCACCGACGACCACAGAAGCAGCAACCUCUCAGAUGUGAAGUACAGCUACAACAAGACGAUCCUUGAGGUGGCCAAGAAGCAUUACCUGAAGAUCAAGACGAAGAAGAUCAAGGGCUCGUUCCCGGCCGGUAAUUACACUUACCACGACUUCAUGCUUCAGUUCUACGGGAGAAACUCGGGGCAUGGCCAUGGAGAAGCCUACCCUGUGGCAAUCGGUCCGGUGAUGGUCUACGGGGAUAGGCUGGCCGCCGACGAUUCUCUCUCGCGGAAUGGGGUGCUUGAGGUUGACACGAAGCAGGAUCUGCUAAGUGUCAGCUACGAUAUACAUUAUCAUGCUCCACCUGAAGGCUGGGUGCCUCCCACGAACCGGUCAUACUCAGUUAGCCUUCACAAACGGCGAAUCUCAGCAGAGGGCGUUUAUGAUCCCAAGAGGGGCAUCCUGUGCAUGGUCGGAUGCCGAGAGCACAACGACUCGACCGACUGCCAAAUGCUGGUCACUGUGAAGUUCGCCUCCCUUGAUGCCAGGGGUAAGGGGCACGGCACAGGAGUAAUCAGCAGCCUCAGAGACAAGUCCGAUCGCCUUUACUUCGACAAGAUCGACAUCGGUUUGUACGGGAUGUACUCGGACCAAGUGUCGGAGGCGAUAUCGAGGAUGGACCUGGAGGGCAUCAUGCUGGUGGCGUCCACGACGCUGUCGUGCGUCUUCACCGUCCUGCAGAUCCUCCGCACCAAGAACAACCCCGAGGCGGCUCCGGCGACGUCGAUCACCAUGCUCGCCAUCCUCACGCUGGGCUACCUCACGCCUCUCGUGCUCAACUUCGACGCCCUGUUCACGAGCAGGAGGAGCCGGUACUCCUUGUACUGGACGAGCGACUGGCGCGAGGUGAAGGAGGUGGUGAUGAGGGCGCCAACGCUGCUCGCCUUCGUGCUGCAGCUGCGCCUCCUUCAGCUCGUGUGGUCCGGCCGCCGGAGGCCGGCGGACCAGAGCAACACCGCCACGCCGUCGCCCGUCGUGUCCGAGAGGAUCGUGCUGCAGAUAUGCUUGCCGCUGUACGUGCUCGGAGGAGCCCUGGCCGCGGCCGUCCACGUGAUCAACGUCCGCGCCGCGAACGAGGAGCCGCUGGUGGUGCGCAUCGGCGGAGAGCCGGCCACGAUCUGGGAGGACCUCGUGUCGUACGGUGGUCUGAUACUGGACGGCUUCCUGCUCCCUCAGAUCAUCCUGAACGCGUCGUUGGCAGGCUCCGGACUCCGAGCGAUCUCGCCGUGGUUCUACGCGGGGGUCACCAUGACCCGGGUGAUGCCACACGUGUACGACGUGGUGAGGCGGCAGGUCUACGAGCCGAGCAUGAGCUCCUCCGACCUGUACGCCAGCCCUCGGGGCGACCUCUUCGGCGUCGCGUGGGACAUCAUCAUACCGUGCGGAGCGGGAGUGCUGGCCGUGCUGGUCUUCUUGCAGCAGCGGCUUGGAGGCAGCGCGUUGCUUCCUUCACAGAGGAAGAGAUCCGGUGGGUAUGAGAUGGUCUCUAGCAUCUAACAGAAAACGGGAUACUGGUAAUUCAGAACGAGGGCAGUCGUGGUCGUCGAUGGGACAACAAUGCGCUGGUUCCAAGAAAAAAGUAUUGCUUGAAAGCAAAGUAAAGCUCCCUCAUGUUUAUGGAGUUACCAAAGCUAAAUAUCAGUCGAUUUAGACUUAGUUAUAUGUUGCCGUCGAUGUUAUAUUCGUAAGAUCUUACAUUAAAAUAUAUGAAAAAUAUUUUUUUUUC
Messenger RNA from Triticum aestivum (bread wheat), 3020 nucleotides. RefSeq lists its product as uncharacterized. The record is from RefSeq and is a predicted model, not a curated record. The transcript has a single exon. Bases 53 to 2791 code for a protein of 912 amino acids. Gene Ontology annotation, cellular component: intracellular membrane-bounded organelle. NCBI's taxonomy places the organism in Eukaryota, Viridiplantae, Streptophyta, Magnoliopsida, Poales, Poaceae.